CUAAAGGUGCACAGAAGCAAGUGGAGCACCGGAAGUAGUAUCUAUGAUUGCACAUAACGCGAGAACACCGUGGCCUCGCGGGAUUUGUGAAGGACUGCGUUUUCGUCUUUUCAUUCAUCAUUCCAUGGUUAAAAGAUGGCCACGGCGGACGUACGGCUUAACCAUACAAUUUACAUCAACAACUUGAAUGAGAAAAUAAAAAAAGAUGAGUUGAAGAAGUCCCUCUACGCUAUCUUCUCACAGUUUGGACAAAUUCUGGACAUUUUGGUUGCACGAAACAUAAAAAUGAAGGGUCAAGCCUUUGUUAUUUUCAAAGAGGUUAACAGCGCCUCAAAUGCUCUGAGAUCCAUGCAAGGCUUUCCUUUCUAUGACAAACCCAUGCGUAUCCAAUAUGCCAAGAUAGACUCAGACAUCAUAGCUAAAAUGAAAGGAACUUAUGUGGAGCGGGACCGCAAAAAAGAGAAAAAGAAGCUUAAGCCUGAGUCAACUGGAGCCAAGAAGGGUGUACCGGGAGCUGCUGCAGCCAUGGUUGCUGGGGUUCCUGCUGCCAUGCCUGGAAUGCCACCCAUGAGCCAGGCACCUCGUAUGAUGCACAUGCCAGGACAACCGCCCUACAUGCCCCCUCCUGGCAUGAUGCCACCUCCAGGCAUGGCCCCCGGUCAAAUGCCCCCUGGUGCCAUGCCUCCUGGCCAGAUGAUGCCUGGACAGAUGCCUGGGCAAAUGCCCCAGCAGGUUGCAGAAAAUCCUCCCAACCACAUCCUCUUCCUCACCAACCUACCAGAGGAGACGAACGAGCUCAUGCUGUCCAUGCUCUUCAACCAGUUCCCUGGGUUCAAAGAGGUGCGUCUGGUCCCGGGUCGCCACGACAUCGCCUUUGUGGAGUUUGAGAAUGAAGUGCAGGCCGGUGCUGCACGCGACGCCCUGCAAGGCUUUAAGAUCACACAAGCAAAUGCUAUGAAAAUCUCAUUUGCCAAGAAAUAACACAGUUCAGGACUUUUUCUUACGUGUACACACAAACAUACACCGAGGCUUUUUAUUAAAAUCUUUCUGUUGA
Notolabrus celidotus (New Zealand spotty) is the source of this 1054-nucleotide messenger RNA. It is a transcript of the gene snrpa, whose product is annotated as small nuclear ribonucleoprotein polypeptide A. Gene Ontology annotation, molecular function: U1 snRNA binding. Bases 136 to 981 code for a protein of 281 amino acids. Gene Ontology annotation, cellular component: U1 snRNP. The transcript has 7 exons. The record is from RefSeq and is a predicted model, not a curated record. Gene Ontology annotation, biological process: mRNA splicing, via spliceosome. NCBI's taxonomy places the organism in Eukaryota, Metazoa, Chordata, Actinopteri, Labriformes, Labridae.